This is a messenger RNA of Panonychus citri (citrus red mite), 2048 nucleotides long. RefSeq names its product serine/threonine-protein kinase PRP4 homolog (gene Prp4k). Bases 155 to 1720 code for a protein of 521 amino acids. Gene Ontology annotation, molecular function: ATP binding; protein serine/threonine kinase activity. Gene Ontology annotation, biological process: peptidyl-serine phosphorylation; mRNA cis splicing, via spliceosome; peptidyl-threonine phosphorylation. The transcript has 5 exons. The record is from RefSeq and is a predicted model, not a curated record. Lineage: Eukaryota; Metazoa; Arthropoda; Arachnida; Trombidiformes; Tetranychidae.
AUUGGAUCUCAGCUGAAAAUGAAACUGAAAAUGUUUCAAUGUUUGAACUUAAUUUUGUUUAUUAAUUUUCAUGUUGAUUAAUAUUUCUAAUUGUUAAUUGUUUUUGUUUUAGUCAUUUAGUCAAUUAGUUGGUUUGAUUGUUAAUGAAAUAGAAAUGUAUCAUCAUCAUCAUCACCGUAAAUCAUCAGAAAAGGAUCUAAGUCGACGUACCACUAGUAGUAGUGGAAGCAGUAGUAGUAGUAGUAGAAAGAAAAGAUCUAGUGAUAGAUCAGAUUCGGAACGAGUUAAGUCUAAAAGGCGCCAUAAAAGUGACCACAAGGAGGAACAUAAAAGCAAAGAUUAUGACAUUUCUUUAAAUGAUAUUGAUGAGAGUGAUGAAGAUCGUGAAAUUGAAAGGAUAAGACAACAGCGUAAGGAAAUAAUGAAGAAAUUCGGAGGAGCCCCAGAAAAAGAGGAGUCUCGUAGUGAAGAUGAUUCACAGUUUGCAGUUGAAAAGAUCAAAUCAACCGAAGAACCAAUGCCAGACACAGAUUUAGAGCCUCACAAUAAGAUGGUUAAAAAGCCAGUAUUAGAUAUGUUUGCCGAUGACGACGACAACAGUGAAGCCUUGGCCACUAAAGAUCCUUUACCGGAAAAACAAAAUUUCUAUCAAAUCUCUGCCGAUCAUGGUCACGAGAAUCCAUCUUUAAAUGAUAACUGGGAUGAUUCUGAAGGCUAUUAUCGUGUAAGAAUUGGUGAAAUUUUGGACAUGAGAUAUUCAGUUUUUGGUUACACUGGACAAGGGAUGUUUUCUAAUGUAGUUCGAGCCCGUGACAGUUUCAAGGGAUCACAAGAAGUGGCCAUUAAAAUAAUACGAAACAACGAGGUAAUGAAUAAAACAGGACUUAAAGAGUUAACAAUGUUGAAAAAAUUAAAUGACGCUGAUCCUGAUGAUAAAUUUCACUGUCUUCGACUUUAUCGCUCUUUUGAUCAUAAAUGUCACCUUUGCCUCGUUUUUGAACCUCUUUCAAUGAAUUUACGGGAAGUUUUGAAAAAAUAUGGUAAAGAUGUUGGACUUCACAUAAAAGCCGUUCGAUCGUACGCUCAGCAACUUCUUCUGGCCCUCAAAUUACUAAAAAAAUGUAACAUAUUACACGCAGAUAUCAAACCCGAUAAUAUUCUGGUAAACGAGAGUAAACUUGUCCUUAAACUUUGUGAUUUUGGUUCAUCAUCAUUGAUCUCAGAAAAUGAUAUUACACCUUAUUUAGUUUCCCGUUUUUAUCGAGCUCCAGAAAUUGUUUUAGGUUUAUCAUAUGAUUACAAUAUCGAUAUGUGGUCAGUUGGAGUAACACUUUAUGAACUUUAUACUGGGAAGAUUAUGUUUCCAGGUAAAUGUAACAAUCAAAUGCUCAAAUAUUUUAUGGAUUUGAAAGGUAAACUUUCCAACAAAAUGAUUCGUAAAGGAGCAUUUCGAUCUCAACAUUUCGAUUCGAAUAAUAAUUUUUUAUACCGAGAGAUAGAUAAAGUAACCGAAAAAGAAAAAGUCGUUGUUAUGAGUCACAUUAUACCGAAUCGUGAUCUACAAAAAGAGCUGAUCGCAGACCAAGUACUUCGAGAAGAGGAGAAGCGAAAAGUACUCCAAUUAAAAGAUCUACUUGAGAAUAUCUUAACUUUAGAUCCAUCAAGACGAUUGACCGUUAACGAAGCUCUUGCUCAUAAAUUUAUUCAAGAAAGACUUUAAAUCACAACGGAACAAACAAUUUAACCUAACAAUUAUUUACAUUUAUAUAUUCAAAAUUCAUUAUUUCAACAUACCAAUCAAAGGCCUGGAUUAAACUGGAUCAAUCUAAUGGAUUAACUGAUCAACUCCAACGAUGUAAAAUAUAAAAUAAGUUUCUAUUAAUCACUUAUAUUGUCAUUUGCCUCUCUCCUAAUCAUUUUGUAAAUCAGCAUGUUCAUCAUUUAAAUUAACCACUUUCCCGAUAUACAUAAAAACAAUUACAAAUCAAAAGAAACAAUAACAUUGGAACCAAUCAAGAUUGAUUAAAUUUACUAAACAAAAAGAAAAA